Messenger RNA from Aspergillus udagawae, 771 nucleotides. Its product is annotated as GNAT family N-acetyltransferase. Lineage: Eukaryota; Fungi; Ascomycota; Eurotiomycetes; Eurotiales; Aspergillaceae. Bases 1 to 771 code for a protein of 256 amino acids. The record is from RefSeq and is a predicted model, not a curated record. The transcript is spliced from 2 exons. Gene Ontology annotation, molecular function: acyltransferase activity, transferring groups other than amino-acyl groups.
AUGCCCAUCCUAAUCAAUCCCAUAACAAACGAACCGUACAUCCCCCUUCCCGCCCCCCAUUCAUCCAUCAUCCUCACCCCGCCGCGCCCACCAAACGCCCACGACUCCUCCGCCCUCAUCUCCCACCUCAACAACCCCCAGGUUUACCCCUACCUCGAAUCUAGCCCCGUCCCAUACCUCCCCGAACACGCCACAGCACGGCUGCAGACAUCAUACGAACAAGCCACCGCCCUCCUGCAUGCAGCGCAAACCCACCGCUUCGUCGACGGGCUGCCAUUCACCUGCAUCCGGGAGGUCACCAACGACAGUGACGUCCUCAUCGGCGAUGUAGGACUAACGCGGUACGCCUUCUACGAAUUCAAAAAGGGCUCGCCGGAGCGCGAGGAGGCGGUGCGCAGAAAUGCCGCGUUGGGGGUUGGCAGUUCAGAGAUUGUCUGGGGGUUUGGUGAUUUUCUCUCGCCUGCGCAUCACGGCAAAGGCAUCAUGACGGCUGUCAUCAAGGCUGUGGUUGAGGAGUGGGCGGUCCCGCGGAUGAAUGCGCGGGUGAUCAAGGCGUCGGCAUAUGCGGAUAAUAGGGCUAGUAUGCGGGUGUUUGAGAAGAAUGGGUUUCGGUUGGAGUAUGAGUUGGAGGAUUGGGCGGUUGUGCCGCUGGAUCGGGGCGGAGGGGUGAAAUCGAUUGUUGUGUUGGUUUGGGAGGUGGCAGGAAAUAAGUCUGCGGGUGCGAUUGAGAAGAGAUUGCAUGAUACCCUGGCUGCCGAUUCUGAUGGGUAA